Molecule: messenger RNA, 405 nt
Organism: Colletotrichum lupini
Lineage: Eukaryota; Fungi; Ascomycota; Sordariomycetes; Glomerellales; Glomerellaceae
Exons: 3
Coding region: 1-405 (134 amino acids)
Source: RefSeq, a predicted model, not a curated record
AUGGAGACGCUUUGGGGCGAUCCCCAGUCAACAAUGGCAUCAUAUAUUGAUCCUCAAAUCGGCUGCGCGCCGUCUCGGUCCGGCACCGGCGUGAAGAGGGGACCUCCAUCCACCACCAAGAAUCCCCAUAUUUUUCUUGAUAUCAUCCGAUGGUCCUCCAUGUCGGCGAGCGAUAGUAAGCAAGCGAGAUGGGAUGCUGGGCGCGCCGCGUACCAGUCUACCAGAUCACAGAUGCCAUUCUCUCACACCUCCCCGUCCGAAGUACACGUGGACGAUAGAUUGCUUCCGCCGGUGGCCUGGAAAUCCAGCCCCACGAUCCGUGAGUUCCACGGCUGGGAACCGGGGGAGCCCACCGAGUGUUCGAGUCUCCGCCGGGCCCUUGCAAAAGAAGCCCCCGGCUCAUAG